Juglans regia (Persian walnut) is the source of this 3188-nucleotide messenger RNA. RefSeq names its product B3 domain-containing protein Os07g0563300-like. Lineage: Eukaryota; Viridiplantae; Streptophyta; Magnoliopsida; Fagales; Juglandaceae. The record is from RefSeq and is a predicted model, not a curated record. Gene Ontology annotation, molecular function: zinc ion binding; DNA binding. The coding region runs from base 214 to 2883 and encodes 889 amino acids. The transcript is spliced from 14 exons.
AGCGCAUUUACUCUGUCUCACGUCAGAAAUACCGUUCUCUCUCUCUCUCAGUCUGUGUCUCUCUCUCUCUCUCUCUCACUCACGCACAUGAUUACAGAUCAGGCCGGGAUUGCCAUUACGAGUUUUUGCACUUUUUAGCUAAAUUGUUCUAUGGGGCUUUGAGUUUCUAGGGUUUAUGUAGCAUUUUUACUUGUACUUUGUCCCUAAUUUUCGAUGUCGUCUGCUUCGUCGUCCUCAAAGGUGUGCUACAAUUUGGACUGCAAGGAGUUGAAAUCGGAGCGGCCGAGAAAGGGCUGGAGGCUCCGAACCGGCGAGUACGCCGAGCUCUGUGAUCGAUGCGCUUCUAUUUAUGACGAAGGAAGAUUCUGUGAGACUUUCCACGUGACUGCCAAUGGUUGGAGGUGUUGUGAGACUUGUGGGAAGCAAGUUCAUUGUGGAUGUAUUGUUUCGAGUCAUGUAUUUACAAUGUUGGAUCCUGGAGGGAUUGAAUGCAUGAAGUGUGCAAGAAAAAAUGUCCUUUGGACAUCAAAUCCAGCAUGGCCAACAUCUUUGUGUUUUAACUCCCUUUUACCUGAGAGACUUAAAGACCUAUCUGUCAAAAGUUGGAGUCAUUUGGCUGGAUCAGGUCCUGUACCAUGGCGGCAAGCACCGAGUUUGUUCAAUUCUUCUAUACCUCCACAGGAAUUACAGUCAAGGGUGCCCUAUGAAGUUGACAUAUCAAGUGGCACCAACAAACUUAAUGGCAGUGAAAGAUUGCCUAGCUCUCCCCUGGAAAAAAAGAAAACUGAUGAUUUUUCUGAAAGAUUGAUGAAUGGAAGCCUGAAGCUUGGUGCCCGGGAAAUACUUGAAAAUGGGAAUGCAGGUGCUCAAUUUAUUGGAAUCAAGUGUGAGGAAAACCAUAGUUCAUGUUUGUCUCAACAGCCCCCCACUUUAAAGGAGGAUCCAUCUACCCCAAAAUUCAGUUUGACCGUACCUCAUGCAUCUUCAAAUGAAACAAAUGGUCAAAUCGGGGUUAGUGGAACACAUUUGCGAACAACUUCUACGCCUCUGCCAAAGCAAUUUCAUGGUAAUUUACAUAGUGGAGUUGACUUGUCUGGUGAAGCUCAGGUUCGAAAUGGAAGGCCUAGAGUAGAUGCACGAGGAAGGAAUCACUUACUUUCUCGGUACUGGCCCAGGUUUACUGAUCAAGAGCUACAGCAAAUAUCUGGAGACUCGAAUUCUGUAAUCACUCCUUUAUUUGAAAAAAUGUUAAGUGCCAGUGAUGCUGGGCGUAUUGGGCGUUUAGUUCUUCCAAAAAAAUGUGCAGAGGCCUACUUUCCACCAAUUUCUCAGCCUGAGGGAUUACCUCUUAAAGUCCAGGAUGCAAAGGGCAAGGAGUGGAUAUUUCAGUUCCGUUUCUGGCCCAACAACAAUAGCAGAAUGUAUGUUUUGGAGGGGGUUACUCCUUGCAUACAGGCCAUGCAAUUGCAAGCAGGCGAUAUAGUAACAUUUAGUCGGUUAGAGCCAGAAGGAAAAUUGGUUAUGGGAUUCAGAAAGGCUUCAACUGCUCAAUCAUCUGAUCAGGACAAUGAAACAGGUAAGACGGUGAAUGGAGUUUCCACGCAUGGAGAUGCUGAAUUGGCGGAUCCUAGUUCAUGGUAUAAAGUUGAUAAGUCGGGAUACAUAGCUAAAGAAGUAAUAGGCGGUAAAUCAUCAAUCUCUAGGAAGAGGAAAAACAGCACCUUGCGUCCAAAGAGCAAGCGCCUAAGGAUUGAAAAUGAGGACCUGAUUGAGCUGAAGCUAACAUGGGAAGAAGCUCAAGGAUUACUCCGCCCUUCUCCUAACCAUGCCCCCAGUAUAGUGGUGAUUGAAGGCUUUGAGUUUGAGGAGUACGAGGACGCACCAAUACUUGGGAAGCCAUCUAUUUUUGCUACCAGUAAUGUGGGUGAAAAGAUUCAGUGGGUUCAAUGUGAAGACUGUUUCAAGUGGCGCAAAUUGCCUGCCAAUGCUCUGCUUCCCUCAAGGUGGACCUGUUCUGAUAACUCGUGGGACCCAGAAAGAUCUUUGUGUUCGGCAGCCCAAGAAUUGACGGCAGAACAACUUGAAGAUCUGCUACCGCACUGUAAUUUAGCUGCUACCAAGAAAAUGAAAGCUACUAAACAGGACCUAGAUAAUGUUGAAGCUUUGGAGGGGCUUGACACUCUUGCAAACCUAGCAAUAUUGGGAGAGGGUGAAUCUCUUCCAGCAUCCUCCCAAGCCACGACAAAACACCCCCGACAUAGACCUGGCUGCUCAUGCAUUGUGUGCAUUCAGCCACCUAGUGGAAAGGGUCCAAAACACAAGCAGACUUGCACCUGUAAUGUCUGCCUAACAGUGAAGCGCCGUUUCCGCACCCUAAUGUUGCGGCGUGAGAAGAAGCAAUCAGAGAAAGAAGCAGAAACAACACGGAAAAAGCAGCAACAGCAGCUACCAUCGCCUGAGAAACUGCAGGAUGAUGAUUCACUGCCAUGUAGUAAUACUGGAAAUAAUAGUCCAAAGCACAUCAGAGAGGUCAAUGAUGUUUCUGAUGAUGAGCCUAACAGAAUGAAGUCCUCUUCUCCUUUUAAAGGUCAAAUUGACCUGAAUAUCCAGCCGGAGCGGGAGGAAGAGCUUUCACCAGGUUCUGAUUCUGGCAGCAUGAUGAAGUCACUGCAAGAUGCAACUGACAGGUAUCAGCAGAAAUUGUCAAGCUCUGGUGGCAGUGGAAACUCAUCUGGCAAUCAGUCACAGCCUAGUGGAGAUGGACCAGGGGGAGAAAAACUCAACAAUCUCGUCACCCUUGGCAACCAUCAUUCCGACGCGGAAGAAGACCUUCCUGCAACUUUGUCUUUAAAAUCAUCUGGAUCCACUCCAGCAACUGGUUAGAUUUUCGCAUUUGUGGAUGUUGAUCAGCGGCUAUGUGGAACUCUUGUUGGUUGAUGGGGAAGUUUCUGUUGUAAAUUCAUCCAUACCAACUUCAUGCAUCUUCCCAUCUUCGGGUCUGUACAUAAGAAGAGGGGUAGGGAGCGGAGCGCCCAUAUGGUUGAGAAACCAAUAAUGUGCUACGAUCUCCUCCUCUCUACACUAAUAUAACUAUGACACCAAAAAUGAUCAGGUAGGGAGAUAAUUCUAAUGCAACUUAAGCGGGUAGUCUAUUGUGGGUUGAAGCUAAUAUAGUUUCUUUUUUAGAA